AACCAUAGACCGAACCUACGUUCAUCCUCCUCGUCAACACAACGCUAUUCACCGCUAGGUAUUUAACAAAAGAACUCUUCAAUCUGCAAGACACAGAGAGGGAAGGAGAAUGAGGGGCUUAGGAAGACUGAUUCUCCGAGCUCGAAGAAUUCCAUUAAUGGCUUUUCACGGAGGUGGGAAGACUCGAUUCUUCUCAGCCGCAACAACUUCUUCCAUGUUCGGCGGUGAAGAAGCUGCUUCCUGUUCUAUAUCGUCUAGAAAUUGCUCCAAUUCUUACUUGCGCUCAUGGAAAUCGAAUCAAUUCGGAGGACAGAGGAGAACGAUGUUCAUCCAAACUCAAUCAACACCCAAUCCUUCGUCUCUCAUGUUCUAUCCUGGAAAACCUGUUAUGGAAGUUGGGAGUGCUGAUUUUCCUAACGCGCGUUCUGCUAUGAACUCCCCCCUAGCAAAGGCCCUUUAUGGUGUCGAUGGUGUUGUUCGAGUCUUCUUUGGAUCAGAUUUUGUUACUGUAACAAAAUCAAAUGAUGCUUCUUGGGAUUUCCUAAAGCCUGAAAUUUUUGCUGCAAUCAUGGACUUCUAUUCUUCUGGGCAACCACUGUUUCUAGACUCUAAAACUGCUGCUGCCAUGGACACAGCCAUCAAAGAAGAUGAUUCUGAAACUGUUGCUAUGAUUAAAGAGCUGCUUGAGACUCGUAUUCGACCGGCAGUGCAAGAUGAUGGUGGAGAUAUUGAAUACAGGGGAUACAACGAAGAAACUGGAAUUGUCAAAUUGAGAAUGCAAGGAGCAUGCAGUGGCUGCCCAAGCUCAUCCGUCACUCUAAAAUCUGGCAUUGAAAAUAUGUUGAUGCAUUAUGUACCUGAGGUGAAGGGCGUGGAACAAGAAUUUGACCUUGACGAAGAGGAUGUAAAGUCAACCAGCCAGAUGGAGUAAAGAAUGAGUUGGUCUAUUCAUUCCAUCAUUCCAUGUUAUAUUGAGCCACAUCAAUGAUCUUGAGGAUUAUACCGUAUGGGUUAGUUGUUUCAUUCUUUGUUAGGUUGAGCCAGAACACUGAUCUCGAGGGUGACCAGAUCAUGCGAGUACUUGUUUUUGUGCAGAGAAUAAAAAGGCCGUUGAGGUCGAAUUAUUUCAUGGUUUAUAGAGCAGAGUACCAUGUAACUUUUAUUCCUAGCUAAGAAAAGAAGUCUGUGAAUAUUGAACCGUAACUGGGAUUUCAAAGGCUUAACAUAUUUUGGACAUGACAAACGUAUAUGAUAAUGUAAGAGAGAUUCGAUUGUUCAUUUAAUAAUAGUAUUUUUGUUCUAUGUAUUGCAAUGUCA
Messenger RNA from Benincasa hispida (wax gourd), 1317 nucleotides. RefSeq names its product NFU domain protein 4 (gene NFU4). Lineage: Eukaryota; Viridiplantae; Streptophyta; Magnoliopsida; Cucurbitales; Cucurbitaceae. Gene Ontology annotation, biological process: iron-sulfur cluster assembly. The record is from RefSeq and is a predicted model, not a curated record. Gene Ontology annotation, molecular function: iron ion binding; iron-sulfur cluster binding. Gene Ontology annotation, cellular component: mitochondrion.